AUGCUGCGCUUUCACUUUCAGAGUCUAGGUGAGGAUGUAAGUUCAGUUUAUGUGAAGGAGUUUGGGCGCGAUAUUUCGAAGGAUGAAAUCUACCAGAUCAUUGUGGCUGACAUGAUGAUAUGCGUCAUUGAGAUUGAUUGGAGGGAUUUCUUCCCGUACCUCAGCUGGAUUCCAAACAAGAGCUUUGAUACAACAGUUGCUACCACGGAAUCUAGGCGAACCGUGGUGAUGCGAGCCAUGGUCGAUCAACAGAAGGAAAGAAUUGCACGCGGCAAGGCAAAGGCAUCCUAUCUGGACUUUUUGUUGGCAGGGAACACAUUGACAGAUGACCAAGUAACGAUGCUAGUGUGGGAGGCAAUCAUAGAGGGUGCAGAUACUACUUUGGUGACGACCGAGUGGGCUAUGUACGAGCUUGCCAAAAACCCCGAAAAACAGGAUCGUCUCUACCGGGAGAUCCAGGAGGUGUGCGGCGAGGACAUGGUCACGGAGGACCAUCUUCUUCGGCUGCCGUACCUGAAUGCCGUGUUCCACGAGACGCUGCGGCGCCAUUCUCCUGUCUCGCUUCUGCCUCCAAGGUUCGUCCAUGAGACCACCACACUCGCCGGCUACGAGGUCCAGGCCGGAACAGAGGUGAUCGUCAAUGUGUACGCGUGCAACAUGGACAAGAAAGAGUGGGAGGAGCCCGAGGAGUGGACGCCGGAGAGGUUCCUGAACGACGGCAGGUUCGACGUCGCUGACAUGUACAAGAUCAUUGCAUUCGGCGCUGGGAGGAGGGUCUGCGCCGGGAGCGCGCAGGCCACAGGCAUUUCGUGUGCCGCCAUGGCGAGGUUCGUGCAGGAAUUCGCAUGGACGCUCAAGGAGGGCGACGAGGACAAGGUGGACACCGUCCAGCUCAUGGGCUACAAGCUUCACCCCCUCUACGUGUAUCUCUCGCCGAGGAGAGGGAGGCAGUGA
Triticum turgidum subsp. durum (durum wheat) is the source of this 954-nucleotide messenger RNA. Lineage: Eukaryota; Viridiplantae; Streptophyta; Magnoliopsida; Poales; Poaceae. The record is from the annotation of a GenBank genome assembly.